AAUAAAAAUCAAAAAGACUGACCCCAGGCAAGAGAAACUGGCAGAAGGUCCUAGUUUCUUCCCCAUACUGUGGGAGCUGAGAGUCGAGGACACACCCCCUACUGCACUGGUGACUCAGAGACCAACUGGAGUUAUGGAAACAGGAUGUGUGCUCAGGUUCGGGAGGAGUAGGUGAGGGGGAGGGGUUCCUGGGUUCACCAAGCUCCAAUAGCAAGUACCCCUGGCCUGAACAUAGGUAGGCAACAGGCUCAUAGACCAGGACCAGGUGGCCCUUCCUAUCCAGACCCGAGGCUGAGGUGAGGGCUGUUUUCCUCAUUAAAGGAAAUAUUCUCUCCUUCCUGCCCCAAGGCUUGCCAGCACCUGUGUGGAAAGGGGCCAUCCCUAGAAGGCUGGGCUCCAGUUGGGCCAAUCCCUCAGAAAGGUCCCUCCCCACCCCCUAGUUAAGGGCAGGACAUUCACAGCCCCGCCUAUUGUGGGGAGGCUGAUGAGAGCCUCCUGUGGGACCCAGAAUAGUCAACCAGCUCAGCCCAGGCCAGCCACAGCCACCCAUGGGGAACAGCCAGUGUGUCCCUCAGGCCCCCAGGAGGCUGCGGGCUUCCUUCUCCAGAAAGCCCUCGCUAAAGGCAAACAGAGAAGACAACACAAGGAAGCUAGCUGGCUUGUUUGGUGUGGAGGCUGGCCCCGAUGGAGACUCGGCAGCUGACAGGAUCUUCUACUACAUCCCCGGGACGGAUGUCCUGGGCCUAGAAGGCCGGCCAGAAGGCCUAGAGCAGCCAUUCCUGAGUGUCUUCAAGAAAGGGCGGCGGCGGGUGCCUGUAAGGAACCUGGGCAAGGUCGUGCACUACGCCAAGGUCCAGCUGCGGUUCCAGCACAGCCAGGAUGUCAGUGACUGUUUCCUGGAGCUGUUUCCCUCCCACCUGUACUUCCAGGCCCAUGGCUCCGAAGGACUCACAUUCCAGGGGCUGUUACCACUGUUGGACCUGAGCAUCUGUCCACUUGAAGGGUACAGAGAACAUGCUUUCCAGAUCACAGGCCCACUGCCUGCCCCCCUCCUGGUUCUCUGCCCUACUGAGGCUGAGCUCAGCAGCUGGCUCUACCACCUGGAGAAGCAGAUGGCCUUGGUGAGGGGACUGCAGCACUGCCACACAGCACUCCCAAAGGGCUCCCAUGGGAAUGAGCUCUCCUGGACUCUGCAGCACCAUCUGAGCCGGCUGCGGAGGGCAUCAGGGCGAGAGUCACUGGGUGGCGCCAUCUGUGCCUCAAGGGUCAAGCUGCAGCACCUGCCCUCCCAGGAGCAGUGGGACCGGCUCCUGGUCCUGUACCCGACGUCCCUGGCCAUCUUCUCUGAGGAGCCAGAUGGGCUCAGCUUUAAGGGGGAACUGCCACUCAGUGCCAUCCACAUCAACUUGGAGGAGGAGGAGAAGCAGAUUCGCUCCUUCUUAAUCGAAGGCCGCCUCAUCAACACCAUCCGCGUGGUAUGUGCCAGCUACGAAGACUACAGCCACUGGCUGCUCUGCCUUCAGACUAUCUCCCGCAAGGAUGGGGCGCCCUUGCUGCCCAACCUCAAGAGCCCCCCAGGGCCACAGGAGCACACACAGGUUGUGGGUGGAGGCCGAGGUUCAGUCUCCUCGGAUGGACGGACCAGCUGGGACUUGGGGUGCCCAACACCAUCCUCCUUCUGCACCAGCCCCUUCUUCCCUGAGUCUUCCACGCGGUCCACUGUGGGCUGUCCUGCCUGGCCUACACCUGAUCAGGCCAACCCUGACUGUGCCAGUGCUGGCCAAAGGAGGACAGAGCUGAGACGUGGUGGCAGCAGCCGGUUACCUAGGGGCAAGGCCCGAAGGGAAGCACCUGGCCCAGCAGCACCACUACCCCUGCACCUGGACCUGGCCCAGGUGGGCAGGCUGAGGCUAGAGGGUGGCCCAGAACACUCUCUGGAGACUCCCCACUCCCCACUCUAUGCUGACCCUUACACACCACCCGCCACUUCCCACCACAAGAUCACAGAUGUCCGGGGCUUGGAUGAGUUCCUCAGUGCAAUGCAGAUCUCACCUGGACCUGAGCCUUCAAGCCCAUUCCCCUCGGUCCCUGUGUCUGUACCUGUGUCUGACCCCAGCUCCGGACUCUCCAGCUCCCCUGGCCCUCCAGAUCCCCAUUUGCUUUCCAAGAAGGGAGCCUUGCAGUCCCGAUCCUCUCAGAGGCACCAAGGCUCCAUCAAGGACCAGAGGCCACGGCCCUCAGACUCCCCUCAGCUUGUCUCCCCCACCAAGGAAGGUUCGUCCAGCCCCCUGCCAUCUCCUCCAGAUGGCGAGUCCCCCAUCUGGAACAAGACUUCAUCUUCCUCCAACCAGAAGUGGCCGCAGCUCAGGAAGCCUGAGGCAGAGCGGGGUUUCAUCCAGUGGAUCUGAUGGCUCCCUGGCAGGGCUGCCUCUCAGAACCAUAGCCUGCCAGUGCCAGCCCUGCCAGGGGAUCUGCAGUGGCCCCAGCACCCCAUUGCCCAAUAUCAGCUCUACAGUCAGAGUCUAACCCAGCAGGCCAAGCACACCUCCGGAACCCUGAGGGCAGAGAGCCCCCUGACCCUGGGCUGGAUCAGCGAGGAGGAGGUGCCUCAUCCCUAGGGACACCCUGGUCAGUGACUGACCACAGCCCAGGGAAGGACACCAGAGAGGUCCUGGAGAGCCACAGGAGCCUCCCUACAGCUCUGAAUCUAGGAAGAAAUGGAGGAGAGAACCUGAUGAGAGCAAUGCCUGGAGUGGGGGUAGUGUGGGUGUGAAGAGCAGAGGGCUAAGAAAGCUUGUCAGGGUCAGAGUUUGUGAGGUCAGAGGGCACAAGGUCAGAAGUCAGCAAGGUGUAAGCUGUCAUGUGCAGAGGUAUGAGAGUAUGUAGCAAGGAUGGUGGGAGAGUCCUGCAUUGCUGGAUGUGCGGGGAAGGGCUGGUUAGAGACACUGAUGCCAUAAACAAGAAAGGAGAGA
Chinchilla lanigera (long-tailed chinchilla) is the source of this 2972-nucleotide messenger RNA. It is a transcript of the gene Plekhn1, whose product is annotated as pleckstrin homology domain containing, family N member 1. Gene Ontology annotation, molecular function: phosphatidylinositol phosphate binding; cardiolipin binding; phosphatidic acid binding. The record is from RefSeq and is a predicted model, not a curated record. The transcript has 16 exons. Lineage: Eukaryota; Metazoa; Chordata; Mammalia; Rodentia; Chinchillidae. Gene Ontology annotation, biological process: 3'-UTR-mediated mRNA destabilization; positive regulation of apoptotic process; response to hypoxia. Gene Ontology annotation, cellular component: mitochondrial membrane; cytoskeleton. The coding region runs from base 549 to 2408 and encodes 619 amino acids.